Molecule: messenger RNA, 495 nt
Organism: Prunus armeniaca (apricot)
Lineage: Eukaryota; Viridiplantae; Streptophyta; Magnoliopsida; Rosales; Rosaceae
Source: the annotation of a GenBank genome assembly
AUGCCUCCAAGAAAGAAAACCCGAAGCAACACCAUGGCCUCCCAAGAUGGACCCGACCAUGGUGAUUCUGAAUCAAGGCAAAAUGCUUCCUUUAGAGGACAAGAACGUGCAAGUGAGGAAGCCUUCACCCUCACUGAUCUCAUCACGGCUAUGCAGGCCAUGGGGGAAACCCAGAAGGAGAUGAUGGACACAAUAAAAGAAUUAAAAAUGCUGCUUCCAAGCCAAGCGAAGAGGAUAGACGUCCGCAAGAAGAAUCUGCCGCUGCUGGAAAGGGGUCUGAACAAAGGGGACCGUCUUUUGUCACCCAGGAGGAUGUCGUUGCCAUGCUGGAAAGGGAGCUUAGUCGAAGUCAGGAGGAUUGGAAGUACAUUCCUCAGCCACCGUACCCAACAAGUUUACUCCAGCAGCCCUAUCCCAAAGGUUACGAAACACCAACCUUUGUUCUCUUCGAUGGGAGGAAAGGAAACCCGAAGGAACAUGUCAACGAUUCCUUGA